This is a messenger RNA of Raphanus sativus (radish), 866 nucleotides long. RefSeq names its product calmodulin-like protein 6. The transcript has a single exon. The record is from RefSeq and is a predicted model, not a curated record. The coding region runs from base 209 to 661 and encodes 150 amino acids. NCBI's taxonomy places the organism in Eukaryota, Viridiplantae, Streptophyta, Magnoliopsida, Brassicales, Brassicaceae. Gene Ontology annotation, molecular function: calcium ion binding.
GUAUUUACAAGUUAUUAGCUCGCCUUUUUGGCUGAUUUUCAAUCACAUUUCUGUAACAUUCUCCUUAGUUUCGGAAACUCCCCUUACCGGGUCUCCAAGGGGCCAAGAAAGUACUGCUUUCUCGGCUUCCCGGAGUCUCAUCAUUCCCUCUUUUUCUAACGCUUUCUUCAUCCACACGCAAACUCAAAUCCAAAACCUAACCCUAAAAAUGGAUACCACCGAGCUAAAACGUGUGUUCCAAAUGUUCGACAAGGACGGAGACGGUCGGAUCACUAAGAAGGAGCUAAACGAUUCAUUGAAAAACCUCGGGAUCAUUAUAGCAGAAAAGGAGCUAUGGCAGAUGAUCGACAAGAUCGAUGUGAAUGGUGAUGGUUGCGUUGACAUUGAAGAGUUUGGAGAGCUUUACAAGACGAUAAUGGUGGAAGACGAGGACGAGAUAGGAGAAGAAGAUAUGAAGGAAGCGUUCAACGUUUUCGAUAGGAAUGGAGAUGGGUUUAUCACGGUGGAUGAGUUGAAAGCGGUGUUGUCUUCCUUGGGACUCAAGCAAGGUAAGACCUUGGAGGAAUGUAGGAAGAUGAUCAUACAAGUGGAUGUUGAUGGUGAUGGUAGAGUUGAUUACAAGGAGUUUAGACAAAUGAUGAAAAAGGGUCGGUUUUUUUAGCUCUUUGAGCUGAUAAUUAACUAUCUUUUUUUUCUUUCACUUUUGUUUUAUCUUUUUUUUUUACUAUUUAUCUCUCGCAUUCUAGAAAGGAAAAAUUAAACGAUUGGUAAAUGAAUUGUUUAAUAGUCUAAUUUGCGAGAGCAUAUUGUAAAAAUUGUAGAACUGUUUGUCUAUUAAUUAAUGGGAUUUGUGAUGAUUUCAUUAA